CGAAGACCAGGAGAACAGAAGCGAGAGCAGCGGUGACUUCCAGCUGAGAUAGAGGUCAGCGGGGCUUAACCUGCUGAGCCACCAUCUGAUUGGUGGGUGGUGAUGAUCGCAACAGGUGGAUUGCUGAGAAUCAAUGCACGCCGACAGGACUCACUAUCCAGACCACAUAAAGCACACACACAGAAGAAGAAGAACAAGAAGAAGAAGAGCGAGGUGGUGGUGGUAAAGGGGAAACUGAAGUUGUGUUCAGUCUCGGGUCUUGUGGCUGCACUUGGUAUUCUGGUUCUGGUUGUGGGUGUGGUCAUGGCAGCUCUGGGCUAUUGGCCUCGUGAUGGAUUAUUCUUCAGCUCUCAGCCACAGGAUGGCACUGCCAUGGCCUCUGUCUCCUCAGACAGCCCAACAACUGCACCUGCUGAUGCCCAGCGAAAAGUGAGGGGAGGGGUACUGAAAUCAGACAACGUGCGUGAUGAAGGAGGUGAUGAAGGUUUUAACCAGACAGAAGCCAUCAAUGGGACGACCAGACCUCUUCCACAAGGUUUUCUAGAAGAUUUUCUGGACAGGUAUUUGUACUCUGAUAGGCUGAAGGUCUUUGGCCCACUCAUCAUGGGGAUUGGUAUUUUCCUCUUCAUCUGUGCAAAUGCUGUUCUGCAUGAAAACCGUGACAAGAAGACAAAAGUCAUAAACCUGAGGGACAUUUAUUCCACCGUCAUUGACCUGCACAGCAUCCGGAAACCCAACACCUCCUCCUGUUGCUCUGCCCGCCGCACCUCAGCCAAUCCCCCCAGCAGCCUUGUUAACUAUAUCCAAUCAAAGAGCCUGGAGGCCAAACCCAGGGCAUACCCUGACUCCCUGAUAAACAGGAAGGGGGGAGGAGAAGGAGUGGCAGAGAGUGUGGGGGGAGGAGGGCUGUUAUCCUUGCAACCUAGUAGCAGCAAAGGAGCAGGGGAAGGUUGGGGUAGUGAUGGAGGAGGACACGCAGUCUUCAGUAUCUACCAGGAACAAACAGAUGCUCCUCCUUCCUCUGACUCUCAGAGAUUCUCCCUCCCCCAAAGUUUCAGCCCCACUCACCUCUCCACCUGCUGGACCACUAAGAAAGUGCUGAGCUAUUUCACCUUACCACUGCAUCGCCCAAAAUCCCCUGCCCCACGGAGGAGGCACUCAGCUCGAGCCAGGACCACCCAGGGCUGGAGGGGGGACAAAGGAGAAGAUCAACAGCAGAGGAGGGACAGGGAAGAUGGCAAACCAGGGGAGGAGGGUUAUGCAUGCUCUCCACCUCCUCAGUGCUACUCUAGCCCCCCACCACACAGACCCCUCCAGGAUUCAUUAGCAGCUUCCUGCAGCUCCUCUGGCCUCUACAAGGAGGCACCAGGAGACUCUCAGUCCCUGCUCCUCCUCUCCUCUUCCUCCCUCACCCAUUCACACCUUUCUCUCUCUGCAUCUUCGUCCACACCAAUCCCGUCCUGCAGGAGGCACAGCCUGUCAACCAGCAGCAUCAUCACAGGUUACAGUAAACUAAAACACAGAGACAACGAUUCAUGUGAUUCCCCAUCAUCACCCACAGAGACAUCACAGGCUAGGCAUCAAAAGUCAGAGGAAGAAACUUCCCAAAGAAAGUACUCUAACAAGGAGAAGUUAAGGAUGAUCUCACAGAAGUAUUCUGGUCUGACACAGAAAAAAGACCAGUCAGGCUUUGACUCAGAGACUGACAGCACAACUCUAAAGUCAUUUGACUCGAUAGCAUUAGGGUCACAUUCAAGGAUUGUGUAAAAAUUGAUUGUAUGAAGGCAUUGAGAUGAUGGGUGAAUGUGGAUCGUGGCUCAGCUGGUUUCUGCAUUAGCAAUAAGGAGUCUUCCAGACAAGCGACAGCACAGUAUUCAUGAACCUGCUGUUUAGCUUUGUUGAUCAGCUCUCUAAACUCACUGGGAACUUUUGUAUGGAAUCACUGGCUUGCAGAGUAUGUGCAACAUAAUGUUUCUGUAUUCUGUAGUUCUCAAAUAAGGAGAUUUGAGCCAUCAUCUGGAAAAUGAGUUGAGCCGUGACAAAGUAGAGUUCAGCGUAAAGGGUUUUGGCUCAAAAACAUUCAAACUCAUCCUUCAGUUUAGUCUUCUGCUUUGGUACAUGACCAAAUAACUACAGAAGAGCACUGUAUCCACCAAAGGAAUGAACAAAGGCCUCUAUUUGUCUCAUAAAUAGUACUAACUGAUAUUAUUUUUGCUGAUUUUCAGGCUUGUUCUAAAUUGUCUUUUGUCUUGUUUCUAAGUGGAUU
Molecule: messenger RNA, 2266 nt
Organism: Archocentrus centrarchus (flier cichlid)
Lineage: Eukaryota; Metazoa; Chordata; Actinopteri; Cichliformes; Cichlidae
Gene: tmem200ca
Product: transmembrane protein 200C, genome duplicate a
Exons: 5
Coding region: 103-1767 (554 amino acids)
Source: RefSeq, a predicted model, not a curated record